Talaromyces rugulosus is the source of this 645-nucleotide messenger RNA. RefSeq lists its product as uncharacterized. Lineage: Eukaryota; Fungi; Ascomycota; Eurotiomycetes; Eurotiales; Trichocomaceae. Gene Ontology annotation, molecular function: mRNA binding. The record is from RefSeq and is a predicted model, not a curated record. The coding region runs from base 1 to 645 and encodes 214 amino acids. Gene Ontology annotation, biological process: mRNA export from nucleus; positive regulation of DNA-templated transcription, elongation. Gene Ontology annotation, cellular component: THO complex part of transcription export complex. The transcript has 3 exons.
AUGGCCUCCACGAUGACAGUGCGCGACAUUGUCGCCAAUGAAUCCUUAUUGCCAGUGCUACACACCAGCGCCGAAGCGCACGCCGAAUGCCAAAAGCUGCUCGCUCUCGUCGAACCUCCAUCCCAGCAAGAAGAUCAGGCGGCGACGGCGGCGGCCGUGUCCAGACAGCAAAAGACACUUUUCGCAUUGCUCGCUCAGCUGCGCGGUCUGAAUCGCGAUGCCAUCUUGCAAGUGCGCGAUACGAAGCAGUCGACUGCAGAGGCCCGGCAGGAGGUUGAUCGACUGCAUCUGCAGUUGCAGAAUCUGUAUUAUGAGCAGAAACACCUGAUGGGCGAGAUUGCCGCGUGCGAGUCUUAUGACCACAAAUAUCUAUCUCUCCCUCUCAUCCCUGUCGAACAAUACCUGGAACAAUUCCCCGAACACGCCGACCAAGACGAGCACGAGCUGAUGAUCUCGCGCAUCAACCACGAACACGCCGAGCGCGAGAAACUAGAACAGGCGAGGCAGGAGCUCUUGAAGCGAAAGCAGGCCCUAAUUGCCGAGAACAAGAAGCGCAAGGACGACCUGGCCAAUCUCGACCAAGAUUUGGAGCGGUUUGUUGAUGCUGCAAAACCUAUUCAAAAGAUCUUUGAAAAAGAGUAUUAA